AUGAAGCUCCGAUUCCUUGCCAUCUCAGUUCUACUCGGCAAAUGCUUUGCUGACGCGGUAGCGCCCGAAGCAGUCUACAGUGGAGGCUUUGAAUUUAAGAAUGAAAGUAUUAAACUUCGAAUUGCCAAUGGAGGAGCCGGUCAGAGUGGACUGAUCAAGGAGCUUGCCAAUGCCUACAUCAAAACACGCGUUAUAGGUGGUGCAGACCCCUUCCAAGUGGCGUGGAUCAAAAGCGACACCUUCUACAGCAUCAAGUAUCUCAAAACAGGCGAUGCCGACAUCGGUAUCACUUACAGUAUUGCUUCAGAGAAUAUCGCUAUUAAACAAGGCAUUGCCAAGGCGCCCAGCUACUAUGCUUUCCGUGACCAUUUCCUUCUGGUCGGGCCCAAGAGUAACCCAGCCAAUCUUUCAGAAUCAGAUGAUAUUCAUACCAUUUUCUCCAACCUUCAUGAAGCUGCCGAGGGUAACGCCACGACCCCGGCUGUUCGGUUCUUAAGCCGGUACGAUAAGUCAGCUACAAAUAUCAAAGAGACAGAGCUCUGGGCCAGCAUUGGUCAGGUUCCCUGGGCUACUGCGUACUCAACCUGGUAUCACCAAUACAUUGCUUUCCCGAUUCAAGCUCUCACCGCCGCCAUUCUCCUUCAAGAAUACACCAUCACCGACCGUGGAACAAUCCUUUCUCUUGAUCAAAAGCUGCAAAAUCAAACUAAGAUCUACAAGGCUGGUGGUGACGAAGACCCGAAAGAUCCGUUGCUCAAUCCCGCACAUGCACUGGUAGGCGCAAAAGCACCCAAUGGCGAGGAAGCAAGCAAAUUUGUGAAGUGGCUUGUCAGUGAUGAGGGUCAGGAUGUGAUUGGUAACUUUAAGAAGGAUGGCAAGGUACUGUAUUCGAAAGCUCCAAAGGUCAAACAAGUGGAGGAACAGAAAGUCAUGGGAGAAUUGGUCUAA
Molecule: messenger RNA, 948 nt
Organism: Fusarium sp. VM40
Lineage: Eukaryota; Fungi; Ascomycota; Sordariomycetes; Hypocreales; Nectriaceae
Source: the annotation of a GenBank genome assembly